AUGCCUACUCCAUUCUCUGAGCCGGCCAAGGCUGUCUCUCUUCUGGAGAUCCACCGCGUCAUGGCGCCUACGGCUGGCGUUCGCGUCUCCCCGCUUUGCCUGGGCGCCAUGAACUUUGGUGAUGCGUGGUCAGAGAUGAUGGGGAAGUGCGACAAGAAGACUGCAUUUGAGAUGAUGGACUAUUUCCAUUCGCAAGGCGGCAACUUCAUUGAUACCGCAAAUAACUACCAAGCCGAGGAAUCAGAGAUUUGGAUUGGCGAAUGGAUGAAGGAGCGCGGAGUGCGGGACCAAAUCGUCCUGGCUACUAAAUUCACCUGUAACUAUCCUAACCCUGACAAAGCAAUACGGUUACAGACGAAUUACGCUGGAAACAGCACGAAGUCACUUCAUGUAUCGCUUGAGGCGUCUCUGAAGAAACUCCAGACCGACUACGUCGAUAUAUUGUAUGUGCACUGGUGGGACUUUACCACGAGUGUCCCUGAGCUCAUGCAGUCGCUCAACACCAUGGUAAACUCGGGCAAGGUACUGUACCUCGGAGUCAGUGACACACCAGCGUGGGUAGUCAGCAAGGCGAACGAAUACGCACGGAACCACGGUAUGCGUGGCUUCAGCGUCUACCAAGGCCGCUGGUCAGCCGCCUCCCGCGACUUCGAACGUGAAAUCAUUCCCAUGGCACGCGAGGAGGGCAUGGCCCUCUGCCCCUGGGGGGCCCUCGGCGGCGGCCACUUCACCACGGAAGAGAAGCGCAAAGCCAACGAACAAGGCCGUAACUUUGGUCCUCCAUCCGAGGCACACAUCGCCAUCUCCAAGAAACUUGAAAUCAUCGCCAAGGAAAAGAAUACGCAAAUCACAAGCAUCGCGCUCGCAUACGUACGACACAAGUACCCCUACGUGUACCCGAUAGUUGGCGGUCGCAAGCUCGAGCACUUGAAGGGAAAUAUUGAAGCACUGAAGUUAGCGCUGAGUGACGAGGAGGUCGAUGAUAUCGAUUCUGCUGUUCCGUUCGACGUUGGUUUCCCGAUGAACUUUUUGUUUACGUUGGGGGGCGAACAGUAUAAGAACACGAUGACGAGUUCGGAUAUUGGACUUUUGAAGUUUGCGGGGCCAAUCCAGAGUGUGCCGGUUCAGCAGGGGAUUCAGCCGCCGCAGCUAUAA
Molecule: messenger RNA, 1155 nt
Organism: Pyrenophora tritici-repentis Pt-1C-BFP
Lineage: Eukaryota; Fungi; Ascomycota; Dothideomycetes; Pleosporales; Pleosporaceae
Product: Tas, oxidoreductase (related to aryl-alcohol dehydrogenase)
Molecular function (GO): oxidoreductase activity
Source: RefSeq, a predicted model, not a curated record